Paramecium octaurelia is the source of this 2825-nucleotide messenger RNA. The record is from the annotation of a GenBank genome assembly. NCBI's taxonomy places the organism in Eukaryota, Ciliophora, Oligohymenophorea, Peniculida, Parameciidae.
AUGAAGAAGCUUAGUCAUUAGAUGGAUAAGGUUACUAACAAAAAUAGUUAUUAAGAAUCCCCACAAAGAUUAGAAAAGAAAAAUAUAAAAACCAUUGUUGGCACAAUAAAAACAGAAAGACAUUUAGAAAAAGCAAAAGCAAAAUUACUUGAUUAUUUUAAGAGGGAAAGAAAUUCAUUGGCUAUAGCAACUAAUCUAAUGAGAGCUAAAUUCAAAGGGAGUAAAAGUAUUGAUAAUAUGUUUCUGCAAACAUUAAAAAGUGAUCGAAUCAAAACUUCAUAACCUAAUGUAAUUUGAACAUUAGUAAAUUUGAAUAGGGUGCUGAAUUGCGUGUUCAAACCGAGGAGGGCAGCAAUCCAAAAAGGACAACUCUGAAAAACAAGAAUCUAUCAUUAGCGACAGUAUCUUUAGAUGUAAUUAAUGGGGGAUUAUUAUAUAGAAAAAGGAAUUGCCUAAGCAUUCAUUAACAACAAAAACUUCAUACAAUUAGACACCUACAGGUUAAAGCAAACCAGAAAAAAAGAAAUAACAAUAAAAUGACUCAUACUUAUGCGAUAUGGUAAUUAAUUAACAUAUUAAAGUUGAAAAAUGCUUAAAUAAUUUAAAACUAAUAUCAAAAGUAUUUUAAUUAAAAAUUAAAUAAAUAAUCUAUUAUUUCAGAUACAUCAACUAAUCAUAAACAAUCAAUAGAAGAUGCUUUUUUCAAUUAAAAAGGCCCAAAAGGUUCUUAUCAAAUAAUGCAACCCAAAAUUAUCAGAAAAACAGAUAUUGAAUCAAAAUCUCUGAAUUAGGGACACUCAAAAACAGAACAAACUCCUUAACCUAAAUAAUAUGCCAAAACUAAGAGUGAUGAUAUGUUGGAGUAUGAUCCCAAACAGAAACUUUAAAUAGUUUUAUAUUACAAAAAUUCAAAGUAAUACAUCAGCAUAACCUAAUAGAUAUUACUACUUAUUCGAUUAUGGCAACUAAUCUACAUGUGAUCUCUAUAAUUAUUUGAUCUAAUAAAUAGCCAGCAUUGAAAAAAAUCAUACCCAAUAAGAUGGAGGCACAGGUUCUACUGAUGAUGUUUAAAUACAAGCUGGUAAAGUUUACAAUAGAUUCUAGAGAUCAAGAAGAUUUGUUAAUUUUGUACAAUACAAAAAAAAGUUCCUUUUGACUAUUACUUAUCUCUACCUGAUAUGAGUUUGACAGUAUUUCAAGGAAUAACGCUUUAGUUAUAACCUAUGUAUUCUUAGCCUUAAACUACGAAAAAGGUUGGAUUAAAGGAUUUUUAAUUAAUAAAAUGUAUUGGAGUAGGAGGGUUUUCAAGAGUAUAUUUAGUUAGGAAAAAGGAUAAUGGAAUAUUUUAUGCAUUAAAAUUGAUUGAUAAAAAGUUUAUUAUUGACAAUAACAAAGAAAUUAUUGUAUAAAAUGAAAGGGAUAUCAUGGUUAAAAUGGAGAAUUAAUAUAUCAUACCAUUGCAUUAUGCAUUCGAAUCAAAGUUUUACAUAGCAUUUGUUUUAGAAUAUUGUGCAGGGGGCGAGUUAUUUUAUCAUUUAAGAAAGUUGAAAAAAUUAAAUGAAUAAGAUGCUAAAUAUUACUUUGUUGAAAUCUGCAUAGGAAUGAAUUAUCUACAUUCUUAAAAUAUUGUCUAUAGGGACAUCAAACCCGAAAAUAUCUUAUUAGAUUUGUAAGGCCAUCUCAUGUUAAGUGAUUUCGGACUCUCUAAACCCGGUAUGGCAGCUGAUGAUUUUGCUUAUUCAUUUUGUGGUUCUCCCGAAUAUAUGGCUCCUGAAAUGCUCAUGAAAACAGGUCACAAUUACUUAGUUGACUGCUACUGUUUAGGAGCAUUACUAUAUGAGUUGAUUUCAGGUCUGCCUCCUUAUUAUUCUCAUAAUACUUAGGAAAUUUAUCAUUCAAUCUUAACAGAAACCAUUUAAUUUCCUGAUUAUGUUUAAAUAUCAAAUUAAUUGAAAGAUUUGAUUACUUCCCUUUUAGAAAAGGAUGCUACUGAAAGAUUAGGAUCAAAGUAAGGAGUUAUUGAAAUUUUAACUCAUCCUUGGUUUAAUGAUGUUGAUUUUGAAAAAAUUAUGAAUCGAUAGUUACCUACUCCUUACAAGCCAGAACCUUUAAAAUAUAAUUUUGAUGAAGAGGAGUUUAAUAAGGGGGAUGCUGAGUUCAGGAAAUAGUUCGCAAUAAAUAUGAAUAAUGAAUUUCAAGUAAUUGUUAUAACUGAUUUUUAAAGAAUGUUGACACAGCAAAAUAUUAAUUAUCGAACUUCUAUUAUUAAAAAGCGAAUUAGGAGGAAUACAGUAAUAGAUCUAACCUAAUAAAUGGCAAUAAAUUAUAAUCCCAAUUUUUUUAAAAAGAACCAAUAUCUCCACCAAAAUAGACAAUAAAUAAAGCUAAGGUAUUAAUACUUUAGAUUUUAGUACUCUCCUUAAGAAAGUAAAAAAUCUUUAAAAGCAAGUAUAAAAAGUGAAACUAAUGAUUAUUUUAAGAAGCAUAAUCUUUUGACUAAGACUUCUUAAAUAAUGUAAGAAUCUCUAAAAAUGAAUCAUGUUUAUUCGAAAACCUAGUAAAAAUCUCAAAUAUCUAUUUAAGAAUUAAAAGUAAAUUAAAUCUCCAUAUUUUAGAAACUAAAACUUCUAUUUGAUCAAUCAAAACAAUUAUAAAGUUCAGACAGAUUAACAACUAUCCCUGAUUAAAAUCAAAAAAAUUAAAUUGAAAGAAUUAAAACAGAAUAAUUUUGUAAUUUGUCAUCUCCUAAAACAACAACUCACAGUACUGUGAACAAAUUGAAUUCAUAUUCAAAGUUAUUUGGAUCAGAAAAGAGGAAAAAAUGA